AGCAUCACACGAUCGAAUGCGAACUCGAGUGCAGACUCUGUUCUAUCCUCCUCAUCCAUGCAGAAACCCUACUACAUAACGACGCCGAUUUUUUACGUCAAUGCUUCACCUCACAUUGGACAUCUGCAUAGCAUGAUCCUAGCCGAUGUAUGCGCUCGCUGGGCCGCAUACAAAAGGGGGGAUGUGCAUGCUGGAGGUCUUGAGUUGAACGACCCCGCAGAUCAAAGCGGGACGAGUGCGCCAGUAGCGAGAGACAGCAGAGCGGAAGGGACGAGAUCAAAUGCGCUCUUGGCCACUGGGACGGAUGAGCAUGGUCAGAAGGUGCAGCGCGCGGCUUCGCAGCGAGGUGAACAUCCCAAGCAAAUGUGCGAUCAAGUCAGUGGGACCUUCAGAUCACUGGCGUCUGCUGCUGGUCUAAUGCAACACACUUUCAUCCGCACGACUGAUGAAAAGCAUGUCAAAGCUGUCCAGCAUCUAUGGCGUCGACUAGAUGCCGCAGGUCACAUCUACAAGGGCUCACAUCAAGGUUGGUACGCCAUCUCGGACGAAGCCUUCUACACCGAUUCUCAGAUUCGUAAAGUGCAAUCAGGGUCCGGAGAAGAGUAUCACGAGUCCAUCGAGACGGGUCAGCGCGUGGAAUGGCAUUCGGAAUCCAACUACAAAUUCAGACUCUCCACUUUCAAAGAACCAUUGAUACAUUGGAUCGAAGAGAAUCCGCAGUGCAUAUUGCCUAGCGCUCGAAGGGAUCAAGUGCUGAACGAGCUCAAGGAAGUGGGCUUGGAAGACCUCAGCGUGUCUAGACCCAGGAACAGACUGGAGUGGGGCAUACAGGUACCAGACGAUCCGGAACACACAAUAUAUGUGUGGAUCGACGCCCUCACGAACUACCUGACGGUUGCCGGCUACCCGUGGGACGAUGGGCACGUCCCCACCAGCAGUGCCUGGCCCGCAGACGCUCACAUUCUUGGCAAAGAUAUCAUCCGCUUCCACGCAAUCUAUUGGCCCGCCAUGCUCCUAGCGGCCUCGCUUCCACUUCCCGAGAAGAUCGUGACCCAUGGACACUGGACCUCUUCCAACAAAAAGAUGUCAAAGAGCUUGGGAAACGUUCAGGAUCCUUUCGAGAGCUUGAUAUUGUUCGGACGGGACGAGAUCAGAUGGUUUUUAUUGAGGAUCGGAGGUAGAUUGGAUGGCGAUUCGGACUGGUCCCCUGGCAAGCCCGAAGAAUACAUUCGAAAGUUUUUAGCGGGUCAGAUAGGGAACUUGGCUUUGCGCUUGAGGAGCCCUAAGCUGCUCUCUGAUGCGCUUGGGGCCGAUUCGGCAUCAAAGGCGCAGCAUGCGCCCUCUCAGGAAGGAGAACAAGGCGAAGCGAAGCUGGUCUUGCGUAAAGACGGAUCGGAUGGAGCGAAGGAAGGCGUGCGGGUGCACGAGUCGGCCGAGGACUUGUUGGCCAAGAUCGCAGCUCUACCUGGUGAGAUGCACGCGUGGGACGAGCGCUGGCCAGCUUCGCUUUGGGUUGAAGCGAUCAAGUCUGAUGCCAAUGCGUUCAUGACGAACUCGGCACCGUGGUCCAAAACCCUCAUGCCAGCCGAGCGUCGAAUGAUACUCUACGCUCUGCACGAGACUAUACGCGUCGUCAGCGCGCUGCUCAAACCUUUUAUGCCGGGCAAGAUGAGCCAGCUC
This is a messenger RNA of Ceraceosorus guamensis, 1680 nucleotides long. RefSeq lists its product as hypothetical. Gene Ontology annotation, biological process: methionyl-tRNA aminoacylation. Gene Ontology annotation, molecular function: methionine-tRNA ligase activity; ATP binding. The transcript has 6 exons. The record is from RefSeq and is a predicted model, not a curated record. The annotation marks the transcript as partial. Lineage: Eukaryota; Fungi; Basidiomycota; Exobasidiomycetes; Ceraceosorales; Ceraceosoraceae.